AUGAACAACACCUCACAGCACCAAGAACCACUCCAGACCACCUCCGACUACCCAGCAUGCUCAUCGAAACGACAGCUAUUCGCAUCCAAAGCACUCAACCUGUCAUCAAAACUACUCACCAAAUCAGCAAACUAUCUCAGCUCGAAAGACUUGGACUCACUCGCAAACCCACUCAACAGAGUCAACGGAAACCAUCGCAGACACUCCAAGCAGCGCUCGAGCGAAUUGUGGCAGGAAUGGGACAAGGAUACCUGCAACUGGAACAUGAUCGUCGGGGGAAACGCCAAAAGGGCCUCAAUCCAAUCAGCCGCCUCCCAGCAGCGACCGCUCACUCAAAGUCCACCCGUCAACUCGUCUAAUCCGGGCUACCUCUCCUACUUUCAUCCCCAGAACUGGCAGAGAAAGAACAAGGAAUCUCCCUACAACGAAGACCAUCUCGUCUGUUUCCCAGGUGUAAGCACCCUCUUGAGUCAUCUGCCCCCAAUCAAAAAGCUCCAACUUACGCCAAUCCUUACCCCCCCCCUUUUUUUGCACAGUUUGUUGCGCUGGGAUCCCCUUCACACUCUCGUGCGGGCGACAUCGAGCUAUUCAUAUCGAUACACGCCUUCAGGGCUAGGUCAACACUAG
This is a messenger RNA of Puccinia triticina, 627 nucleotides long. RefSeq lists its product as uncharacterized. The transcript is spliced from 2 exons. The record is from RefSeq and is a predicted model, not a curated record. NCBI's taxonomy places the organism in Eukaryota, Fungi, Basidiomycota, Pucciniomycetes, Pucciniales, Pucciniaceae. Bases 1 to 627 code for a protein of 208 amino acids.